AUGUUGGAUGAACGGGGGUCGCACACCUUGGCCGCCGUGCAGGGGGUGCUGUGUCUUCCCCCCAAGCCAAAAGCAGGGAAGAAGUCUCGGGCGGUCACUGUGGUGACAGCCCUGUUGAUCACCAGUGACGAGUGGCAGGAAGCAGUGCGGCAGCAAGAGGAGGAAGAGAAGCGGAAGAAAGCGGAGGAGGCAAAGCGUGGGGGCGGUAGCACAAAAGCGGCGGCGUCCGCUCGAGCAAAGGAGGCAAAAGCCGAUAGAGCCGAAGCGACGAGAUUGAGAAAAGCGGAGGCGGCUGCAAAGAAGCAACGGGAGGCCGCGCGGAAGGAGCAAGCUCGGGCAGCCAAGGUUGCAUUAGGAGGGGGCAAGCGAAAGAAACUGCCACCGAGGGGGGGGAAGGAGGUUGAUGACAACAUGAAAGAGGGGGAGGGUCCCUUGAGGGACUUGUUGUAUGGAGGGGUUGGGUCGCCAGCUCCCGCGGCGACGAUUGUGUCGGAUGAAAUUGUGUGUCAGCCAAAGGCCUUGACGGAGGUCCAUAAGGCAGCUAGGGCUAUUAAUCUCGCUAGGCUGAAGCGAAAGCGUCUUGCAUCUCGUUGA
Molecule: messenger RNA, 594 nt
Organism: Klebsormidium nitens
Lineage: Eukaryota; Viridiplantae; Streptophyta; Klebsormidiophyceae; Klebsormidiales; Klebsormidiaceae
Source: the annotation of a GenBank genome assembly